Molecule: messenger RNA, 2515 nt
Organism: Carassius gibelio (silver crucian carp)
Lineage: Eukaryota; Metazoa; Chordata; Actinopteri; Cypriniformes; Cyprinidae
Product: Y+L amino acid transporter 2
Exons: 10
Coding region: 304-1848 (514 amino acids)
Biological process (GO): amino acid transmembrane transport
Cellular component (GO): membrane
Molecular function (GO): L-amino acid transmembrane transporter activity
Source: RefSeq, a predicted model, not a curated record
GGCGUUCUCUCUCUCUCUCUCUCUCUCUCUCUCUCUCUCUCUCUCUCUCUCUUUCUCUCUGAGUACAGACCUCUUAAAAUAGACAGGGCAACUCAAGAAGCCAUUUUGCCUCUGGUGGAAAAACAUCAUGGUCUGCGGUCAGGGAUUGCGACAGCUCUCAUCCUGUUGACCUGUUACACCCUGUGACAGUCUUGCUUUCUUCAAUCUGACCAGGAUCACCAUCACUCUGGAAACUUGUAGAUCUCUGUAAUCCACAUUCUUUUCAUUUUUUCCAACAGCAUUCCCUUCUGACAUGAUUAAAGCAUGAAGAAACUGAUGUCUUUAGCCCAAAAACUCUGUCCAGGGUCACGGAGAGACCUGGACGUAAAGAAACCGGCUGGAGCCUGCAAUGGUCUAGACCCGCCGCAGGAGAAGAUGAUCAUGAGGAGGGAGAUUUCUCUCACUAAUGGCAUCUGCUUAAUUGUGGGCAACAUGAUUGGCUCAGGCAUUUUUGUGUCGCCAAAGGGUGUGCUGAUGCACAGCGCCUCCUACGGCCUUUCGCUGGUCAUCUGGGCUCUCGGUGGCAUCUUUUCUGUGUUUGGUGCACUGUGUUAUGCAGAACUUGGAACCACUAUUACAAAGUCUGGCGCUAGUUACGUGUACAUCCUGGAGGCUUUUGGGGGUUUCCUUGCUUUCAUUCGUCUGUGGACGUCCAUCCUGCUGGUCGAGCCGGCUAGCCAGGCGGUCAUCUCGCUGACGUUUGCCAACUACCUGGUGGAAGCGUUCUACCCAACCUGUCAGCCUCCGUACGAUGCUGUGAGGCUGAUAGCAGCGGCUUGUCUCUGUAUCCUGAUCUUCAUAAACUGUGCUUAUGUGAAGUGGGGCACUUUGGUUCAAGAUGUUUUCACAUACGCCAAGAUCAUGUCUCUACUCCUCGUCAUCACAAUGGGCAUCAUUAAGAUAAUUAAUGGAGAAACGAAGAACUUCAUUAAUCCAUUCGAGGGUUCCUCCACGGAGGCGGGCAGCAUUGCCCUGGCUCUUUAUUCAGCUCUGUUCUCCUACUCUGGCUGGGACACGCUCAACUUUGUUACUGAGGAGAUCAAGAACCCUGAGAGGAACCUUCCCAUCGCUAUAGCCAUCUCCAUGCCAAUAGUGACAGUCAUCUACAUACUGACCAACGUGGCAUACUACGCUGUUCUGGACAUGCCUUCUUUCAUGGGUAGUGAUGCAGUGGCUGUAACAUUUGGAAAUCAGGUGCUGGGCCCCAUUAGCUGGAUCGUUCCCAUCGCCGUGGCCAUGUCUUGCUAUGGAGGACUCAAUGCCUCCAUCAUUGCUGCCUCCAGGUUGUUUUUUGUGGGGGCAAGAGAAGGCCACCUUCCCAUCAGCUUAAGUCUGAUCCACGCUGAGCGCUACACUCCUGUCCCUGCACUCCUCUUCAAUUGCAUGAUGGGUCUGAUCUUCCUGUGUGUGGAGGAUGUGUUUCAACUCAUCAACUACUUCAGCUUCAGUUACUGGCUGUAUGUGGGCCUGUCUGUGGCCGGACUCAUUUACCUGCGCAUCACUCAGCCUGACAGACACAGGCCGGUCAAGCUCACAUUGUUCUUUCCCUUCGUCUACUGCCUGUGCAGUGUGUUCCUCGUGAUCGUUCCUCUGUACAGCGACACCAUUAACUCUCUCAUAGGAGUUUCCAUCGCACUGUCUGGGGUGCCGGUUUAUUACCUGUGUAUCUACUUGCCCGCAGAGAAACGUCCAAAAUGGAUUGGUAAACUAAAUGAUGCUGUCACCAAAUACACUCAGAUCAUGUGCUGCUGCUGCUUGACUGACCUGGACGUGGAGCCAGAGAAGUUGGCAGAACCAAAGACUCAAUAACUAUUUCAAGAGGAUGUGCCUGGAGCAUGGAUUCCAUCUCUCAGAAAAAAAGACAAACUGUUUAUCAAAAGCAAAUACCUCAUGGAUUUAUAGAGUAUAUCUCAUAGAGAUCAAAUUCUGACGAUAUCUCCAAGAUAUCUUUUUUGCUCAGUUUAACUGAAUAGCAAGAAUACUGUGUGUAAUUUAUCGUACUGGUGUGUUUCAUCACUGUUCGCCUUUUUUUAUUUCAUUUACUCUGUCAAGGUCUAAAUGAAGUUUGUACGCCACUGAUUUAAAAAGACUGUACUUAAAGGUACUGGAAGAACUACACUGAACUACUUUUUAGUUUCAGACUUGGAAGGAAAACAGGGCCUCGGAGCUGAAUGUACAGGCAAACUGUACAACAUAUCUCAUCUCAGCCUUUUUGGGACUACAGUAUAGACUCAUGGGACUUUUUUGCAAAAGAAAAUGCACAUUUCUUUUUUGAACUGUUUGUCAGAUGCAGUAAAAAUGGAAGAAUAUUCUAUUUGUGAUUUGUGAAAUUCAAAGAUGAGUGAUUUUGUCAUUUUGAUAUGUGCACUUUUUUCUGUAUGAUAACUACACUUGGUUGGCUGUCUAGUUGAUGUUUUUUAUUCACUUGAAAAAAAAAAGAGAAGAAAACAGGAAGUAUCGCUUAGACGUCACUGAA